Molecule: messenger RNA, 2469 nt
Organism: Sinocyclocheilus rhinocerous
Lineage: Eukaryota; Metazoa; Chordata; Actinopteri; Cypriniformes; Cyprinidae
Exons: 5
Coding region: 1463-2155 (230 amino acids)
Source: RefSeq, a predicted model, not a curated record
UGAGCGUGCGCUCCUCCUCUGUCACGUGUGCACAGCUGCGUGACGCGCAUCGGCCAUUUUGAGUUGUUUGUUCAGCGAGGAGCGCUUGUUAUUUUCCAGACGAACGCAGAUCAAAGGCCGAAACAGUCGAAAGAAUCGCUCGAAAGACAUUUCACCCUUUCCUUCCAUCAUUAUGGGUCCACCGCGCUGCAGAUCCCGCCGUCUGUUACUUGAGAGAACGGAGGACUUCGGUCGGUUUGUCAGUUUAUCUUGACAUGGCUUAUACGGGUGUGUGACGACUGUGGAAAAGCUCGAAAACAAACGGGAGACCAUUAAGCUAAACCUCCGCCGUCGAUCGAUCCAUCCGGGGUGGGUUUUUUGCACUGAGCUCGGUGUAUUAAGACGUGUUAGGAUUGCUUCGCAGUACUUGCUCCGAUCGCAACGGGCUUGGAAGACAACUCGAGAAAAUGACGAGAAACAAUAGUUAGCCAGCCACGCAUCGAAGCCAGUCUCUGCUAGCAUCGCGAUAACAAACAGAAAACAGGCAAAAACAAAAUGUAACAGUCGGUUUAUUGAUGAAUACUAGCUUUGAAUGCUCUCGUAGAUUUCAUACUAGAUAAAAAAAAGAGAUGUAGCUCCCUUCAACCAGGUUAUUAGUCGGUGGUGUGUGUGUGUAUUCAGCGUAGUUAGCAUUAGUUUGCUAGCCAGCCACAAAAUAAAAGCCUCACAAUGAAACUCAACCGUGGCAGGAGAGCUCGUGGGCCCAUUUUAUGCCCUUGAAUCCCAAGAUGUCCAGCAAACUCUGUGUUCUUACUCCGUGCCAAGAUCUCAUGGCAUCUGCAUUUCUCUGCCAUGGUUGUCUUUCUCACCUGUCAUUCAGAUGUGCUUUUAUGAGACCGUAUAUUCAAAGACAUGGAUACAAGCAAGAGUCAAUCUCGGAAGAGACUUUCCAAAGUCAAAUCUCUUGGUCAGCUUUUUAGAUAACUUUAAACCAGAUUUAUUUAUCUAAAGACAGGGAUCUGUCCCCUCACACACACGGACACAAACACAAAACUGUCGGAAUGGGCUUUCAGUGUAGCAGACAUUUGUGUUUUCUGUCCUUUAUUCAGUGAUACAACGCAGUUUCUCAUAUAAAAAUAAUACUAAUUGAUCAGGUCGUGUUAUAUGAGUUUGUUUUUUUAGUUUACACGUAGCCUUGGCUUGGUUGUUUGUUUAAAAAAAAAAAAUGGUGUAACACAUCAAAACUUAGACAAGUGCAAAUUUACUUGGCCCAAGUGCACUACCCAUAUUGAUUAAAAAUGACUUGAUUUGAUUUCGCUCACUUUGUUCUUUAAUUCAAAUUAGUAUGUACUGCAGGUAGUGCUUGGUUAUAGCUUUAGUUUUUAAAAGGGUUUGUAAACCACAUAGUCUACAGUCAAGGAAAUAAAAAGCGAAGGAGAAAAAAAAAAAAGUCUGCUUAAGGAAAAUAGUACUGUCCGUAAUAAUGGGAGACCCAAAUUCUCGCCGGAAUCAAACAAGAAACCGACUCCGCGCCCAGCUACGGAAGAAACGAGAAUCUCUGGCUGAUCAGUUCGACUUCAAGAUCUACAUUGCCUUUGUAUUUAAGGAAAAGAAAAAGAAGUCUGCACUCUUCGAAGUAGCUGAGGUGGUACCUGUGAUGACCAACAACUAUGAGGAAAAUAUCCUUAAAGGCGUGAAGGAUUCGAGCUACUCCUUAGAGAGUUCUUUAGAGCUUCUCCAGAAAGAUGUGGUGCAGUUACACGCGCCUCGUUACCAGUCGAUGCGUAGAGAUGUGAUCGGUUGUACCCAGGAGAUGGACUUUAUCCUUUGGCCCCGCAAUGAUAUUGAGAAGAUUGUCUGUCUCCUGUUCUCCAGAUGGAAAGGGGCUGAACAUGAACCAUUCAGGCCUGUUCAGGCCAAGUUUGAGUUUCAUCAUGGAGACUAUGAAAAGCAGUUUUUGCAUGCUGUUGGUCGGAAGGACAAGGCUGGGAUGGUUAUGAACAACCCCAAUCAGUCUGUCUUUCUGUUCGUGGACAGACAGCACUUACAGACUCCAAAAACCAAGCUCACAGUUUUCAAGUUGUGCAGCCUCUGUCUCUACCUGCCACAGGAUCAGCUCACCUGUUGGGGGGUUGGAGACAUCGAGGACCACCUCAGUCCAUACAUGCCUGACUAGGAGAAACGCACGGAAGACACCCCUCGAGGCCUCGAAGCAAGUUGUCCUUAUCUACACAUCCCUCAGUCGAAUAGAUAUGAACUUGUGCUUGGAACUCUCUUUUUUGUUAACCACUCAUUUUCAUCGUGAGAUUUAAUUUAGCUCCUUUUUUUAGUUUUAAAUCCCUCCCUCAACCAGUCUUGGUUUGGCUCACCCCAUCUCUCCUCUCUUUGAUCAGUUUUUAUUUAAACCUGCAUGAACAUUGAUUUUGAGUGGUUGUUCUCUUGGAGCUGCACCGUCAACAAUACCAGUCACCGAAGGAACUCUUUACGUUA